AUGAUCUUUGGGAUGAGCCCAGGCGCCACGGUUGGUAAGUCGCUGCUUAAUUUUCCCUGCGUGUCAACUAGCAACAAUGAUGACGAGGAAUAUAUGGAACACCGUUGUUGCUCGUGGUACCGUGCCAAGCCGGCAGUCGAAGAGGCGAAAAAGUCAAUGGUUGACCGCCAAGAGGUCACUACACCGGACGGGCGGGAUGGUUACGUCGGGGACGGAUGGUACAAAAGUGUCAAGAGGUCAAAGGGAUCCAACAGGAGGAAGGACGAAACAAUAACCACACUAAAAGAAGAUGGGAAGACGUCCCUUCAAAAAGCAACCUCUCAGACCCUCUUGCAGGAGAAACCGAUGGGAAUCUUGGUAGGAAAAAAGGGGGCCCUUCCUCCGGGUUUCCAGGGAACACUCGGGAUGUGUGGCUACCGUACAUUCUCCAUGUCACUCGGUACUUUGAUAUGGAAACUGAGUAAAGAGGCAUUCGCCGUCGUCACCAAUGAUUGGAGGGGGAAAGGCGGGAAGGCGGCUUGGUCUGAUGGUCUUGCCAUCCAUGAUCCCCGGUUCAUCCCAGCUUCCACCUCAAGAGCAGGGCCAGCUGAGGAAGAGAGCCAUAGAAACCGCACAACGUUAGUCGGCGCUUGUCACUGCGGUUGUCGCACCGCUCUUGGUGUUGCUGGGGAUUGUGUCAUCCUUGCUUUGAUGUGCAGUCGUCGUAAGCUCGAGUGGAGACCGUCAUCUGAAUGGGGGUUCUAUGGGCUUGCGAAACACUCUGUACGGAUAUCGGCUUCAGACCUGGAGACUCGUGGUGUCACGGUAGCUCCGGGGCUUGCAGACGUGUGUCUGCAUCCGUCCAGGAGGCUGGAUAGCAUGUUGGUUACGCAGCCCAUUACAUUUCUGGGCGCUCCGCCGUCUCUACUAGGCGCCCCAGUUCUGAGUCUUGCUGUCUUGCAACCCCAUGGUCCAUUGUCCAUACCUAUCGAAGAAGUCUCGGCCGUUGAUGUUUUCUCUGUUUCGGGGGGUCUCAUGACGGCUCUGGAGACCGAGACCGGAGUCGGGUUGAUGCAGGCAGAGGGUGGAAUUUUGCACCACCCUGCCAGCGGUCGAGCCGUGUCAAUCAUCAGCUCAGAGGAGAGUCAGCGACAGCGGCGAACCCAACUCAUCUGGCAAUGCAUCACGCGAGUGAUGGUAAUCCAUAUUCCCAAGCCUUGGAGAUUCAAGGUUUUCGCGCUCGCGGCCUUCGUGUUCCCCCAAGAAAACGUCUUGACCGACUUGGCUCCGCUGCCGAGACCUUGCAGUUCAGUCUCUCUCAGAGUUCCCCCUCCCGUCAGAUUCACCCAUCUUCAAGUCGUUGCGGCGCCGAGGACGGCAUCUUCGGCCAUCUCAAUGCUACCAUGUCACUUCAAGCUUACCGCUUGUGUGUUGCGUGGCUUGGAGCUAUGUGCCGGCCGCCGGGCCAUGGGGCGAACCCGAGCGAUGCUGCAAAAACACACACAUAACAACGAGAGACCAUGGGCCAUGAAAACAAUUGCCCAGUCAAUGCUGCCAAAAUUCCCGACGGGGAGAAGGGGAGAGACAAGGGGAGUGGAAUUCCCUUACCCCUGUUCCCCAAGAAUCUUAGCACACGUCAUUCUGGAUGUCUCCGAGAAAUUCCCAAUCCUCGUCCCGCCCCUCAGAGACAUGGGCGGAUUCGCGGAAACACACAAGGAGGAGGCCGCGGUGGCUCCGCGAAGCCCGCCCACAUCGUUCACAAACUUUGAAACAAACGUUGAUCUAGAGAAAUUGAAAAGAGGUCGAGAACAAAACGGCUUCCACGUAAUCCUCGAGAAAGGUCAGAAGCCCCUCUGUUCUCGCUUGGCCUCCCUCCGAGGUGAGCUAAUUCGGACGCGCCGCGUUGCACCGCCGGGGGACUUCCCAUGUUCUCUCCCUUCUUCUUCCUCCGCCGCCCGCUCGGUCAUGCGCCGUGCCGUGGUCCGCCCACUUCCCGCGGCUCUAAAUUUGAAAAAUGGGCGGCCGUCCUCGCCGCCGUGGUGGUUGAUUGCGAUUCGCGAGUCCCACUUGCCUGGCAGAUGGGGAUGA
Molecule: messenger RNA, 2067 nt
Organism: Colletotrichum lupini
Lineage: Eukaryota; Fungi; Ascomycota; Sordariomycetes; Glomerellales; Glomerellaceae
Exons: 14
Coding region: 1-2067 (688 amino acids)
Source: RefSeq, a predicted model, not a curated record